Lytechinus pictus (painted urchin) is the source of this 1206-nucleotide messenger RNA. Its product is annotated as annetocin receptor-like. The transcript has a single exon. The record is from RefSeq and is a predicted model, not a curated record. Lineage: Eukaryota; Metazoa; Echinodermata; Echinoidea; Temnopleuroida; Toxopneustidae. Gene Ontology annotation, biological process: neuropeptide signaling pathway. Gene Ontology annotation, cellular component: plasma membrane. Gene Ontology annotation, molecular function: neuropeptide receptor activity. Bases 1 to 1206 code for a protein of 401 amino acids.
AUGUUGGCCCUAAGAUACAUUCUUGCUGUGUUGAUUCGAAGCAUCUCAAUGAUACUUGGGAUUCCUGGAAAUGGUCUCAUCAUUAUCGUCUACUGCAAGAAGAAACGCAAGACCGGAACAGAUGUAUUCAUCCUUGGACUUGCCGUUGUUGAUUUCGUCGUUUGCCUAAGUUUCCCUGUGAAAAUAUAUUCGUAUGUAACCUCUCAGUUUACAAACGACGCCUUGUGUAAAUUGAUGCACUUUGUUGUCUUUUGGAACACUUAUAUCGGCGUUUUCUUGACGACAAUCAUCACAGUUGACCGUUUUAUUGCAGUUUGCAAACCAAUGAAGAAAAGAGUGUCCCCCAAGCAGGCAGUUGUCAUCGUGUCAGCAAGCGUCAUUUUAGCAGCAGUUUCAGCCAUACCUUCGGUGGCAUUAACAGGAAUCGUAUAUUAUGGUCCUGUGUCAAGAUGUACUUAUUACGCAGACCAUAUGGUCUAUACACAGACUAUAACAUACCUGAACGAUGCACUCUUUUACAGCUGCCUCACUGUUAUCACAGUUCUCUAUGUUCUGAUCUGGAUUACGGUGCGUCGUCAGGCAAGGGUGCGAGCCCUGAAGCUUGGUGGGAUCAACAGUGUCUCGAGUAAGGUUCUGCCCAACCAGGUUUCCGUGAUGCCAUCGGAGGCUUGGGAAGCAUCAGACCAAGGAAAGUCUGAUAGACCAACAGCAAGUCAAGCAACCAUGGCAAAGGACGACUACACAAAAAAGAAUGCAGAGUCUGCAGGAAAGGGGGCAGGGUCUUCAAGAAAAACAAGUGCAGGGAGUAGUAAUCAUCAUACUGUGGAGCUUCAAAUAGGACAAGGUCCAUCACAAGGCAACCAACUAACUCCACCCAUCAGGGCGAAUCCAAUGCAACCUCGAAGAAAGGCAGCCGCACCAGUUCCGGUUGUACGGACCAACAACAAGACAACCGUGAUGAUCUUCACGAUCACUGUCGUAUUUUUCCUUACCUGGAUCCCAACCAAAAUUUGGGACUACUACCCAAGCAUAAAAUUCACGUGGAUCGGGACUGAUCCAGUCAGGUAUAACAUAUUCUACGUCUCUCUACUGGCGAUCAAUCUCAACCAGGUUAUCAAUCCAUUCAUCUAUAGUUUCGUCAACGUUCAGUUCAGACGAGAAUGCGUCACGGUGAUGAGACACAUUCGACAAUGCAGAUUUUCUUAA